AUAUAUUUAUCCUUAUCUAAAAAUAUAAUAGGAAUUUUGAGAAUCCUGAUGCGUCGGGAUUCCUAAAGAUUGUUGUUAAUAGGAAUCCUCAUGCGUCCUCCCUCUGUAAAGUAUAAAUACACACACUAUAGCAUCCUCAUUUUUCCGUGCAUGAUGAGGGAAGAAGAAGAUAACGUGGUGAGGGAAGAGGGAGAGGAAGGCGAGGCGGCGUUGGAGAGGGCUUUUGAUGAGACGGAGGUGCCGCCAUGGCAGAAGCAGAUCACCGUUAGGGCAAUGGUCACCAGUUUGAUUUUGAGCGUUGUGUUCAAUGUGAUAGUUUGCAAGUUGAAUCUCUCCACCGGUGUGAUUCCGUCGUUGAACGUGGCGGCGGGGCUCCUGGGUUACGCCGCCGUCAAAGCGUGGACCGUUUUGAUCGAAAAGUGUGGGCUUCUCAAGCAGCCCUUCACCAGGCAGGAGAAUACUGUUAUACAGACUUGCGUUGUCGCCUCUUCCGGCAUUGCUUUUAGCAGUGGGACAGCAAGCUAUCUAUUGGGGAUGAGUCCAUUAACAGCAUCUCAAGCUGAAACAGGGAAUACUCCAAUGAACGUCAAGGCACUCUCUCUUGGAUGGAUUACUGCUUUCCUUUUUCUUGUCAGCUUCGUUGGCCUAUUCUCAAUUGUGCCCCUUAGAAGGUUGAUGAUCUUGAAGUACAAAUUGACAUAUCCAAGUGGGACCGCCACAGCCUACCUUAUCAACAGCUUCCACACUCCCAAAGGAGCCAAGCUGGCCAAGAAGCAAGUGUGGGUGCUUUUCAAAUCGUUUGUUGGUAGCUUUACAUGGGCUUUCUUCCAGUGGUUCUUCACAGCUGCUGAUAACUGUGGUUUUAGCAGCUUCCCCACAUUUGGCCUCAAAGCCUUCAGCCAAAGAUUCUACUUUGAUUUCUCGGCUACAUACGUGGGAGUUGGGAUGAUAUGCCCUUACAUGGUUAAUGUUUCAUUACUGAUUGGAGCCAUCAUCUCUUGGGGCAUUAUGUGGCCGGCGAUUGAGUCCAAGAAAGGCGUCUGGUACAGCGCAGACUUGGCCCCAAGCAGCCUUCAUGGCAUCCAAGGAUACAGAGUUUUUCUUGCGAUUGCAACUAUACUGGGCGACGGCCUAUUCCAAGUGGUGUACAUGGUUAUACUCACACUCAAGAGCUUCAUCCAACAGCACUUGCACAAGAAUGGCAACGAGGGAGAAGAAGAAGAAGGGGCUGUAGUGGACUACAACGAGAGCAAGCGAUCCGAGUACUUCUUGAAGGACCAAAUUCCCAACACAGUAGCCAUAGGUGGAUACAUUGUGCUGGCUCUCAUCUCAACAUUUGUAGUGCCGCAGAUCUUCCCUCAGCUCAAGUGGUACCAGAUUCUAGUAGCCUACAUAAUAGCUCCGGUUCUUGCCUUCUGCAAUGCCUAUGGGUGCGGCCUCUCGGAUUGGUCCUUGGCAUCCAACUACGGCAAGAUAGCCAUCCUGGUGUUCAGCUCGUGGGUGGGGCUAGAGAAGGGCGGAGUUCUGGCAGGGCUGGCCUCAUGCGGUGUGAUGAUGAGCAUCGUGUCGACGGCCUCUGAUCUGAUGCAGGAUUUCAAGACAGGGUACCUGACACUAUCCUCCCCUCGCUCCAUGUUCGUCAGCCAAGCCUGUGGCACUGCUAUGGGGUGUGUUGUUUCUCCUCUGGUGUUUUGGUUCUUCUACAAGGCCUACAGCGUAGGAGAGCCGGACGGCUCGUACCCGGCUCCCUACGCCUUGAUGUACCGUGGCAUUGCGCUCUUGGGAGUGGAGGGCUUCUCCUCGCUUCCCAACAAGUGCUUGCUGCUUGCGGUCAUCUGUUUCUCCGCAUCUGUGCUCAUCAAUCUGCUCAUCGUAGUGUUGAACAAGUACGAGACCAAAUACAGGAUAUAUAGGUUUAUCCCGAGCCCUAUGUGCAUGGCAAUUCCUUUCUAUCUUGGAGGCUACUUCGCCAUUGACAUGUGCAUAGGCAGCGCGCUUUUGUUGGUCUGGCAAUGGAGCAACAAGAAGCAGGCGGAGGAGCUCUCGCCUGCGGUGGCGUCCGGUCUCAUCUGCGGUGACUCUCUCUGGGGAGUUCCGGCCGCGAUAUUGACUCUGGCCGGACUCACCCCGCCGAUCUGCAUGAAGUUUUUGUCUGCCUCGGCGAACAACCGUGUUGACGCUAUGAUUGCCGUCUGAUUUCGGCGAAGGCCGCGGCUAUUGAGCUGGGCCCGACCCGUCACAAUUUCCAGGAAAGCAAAGCAGCAAUCGUCGUCGGAUAGCAAAAACGCAAGAUUUUCAUUCCAAAUCUACCCUGUUUCCAAUCUUUCAAAGCGAAUUAUGGAGAAAAAGGCAUUGAUUCAAACACCACCUCCAUAUCUUCGAAUUUCAUUCAAGCAUUGGAAUUGGAGGUCUCACAAUCUCAACAGUAGAAGUAGCUUCCAUAAAGUUAGGGCUUUUUCAAGCAAUUUUUAUUCUUUAUCCUCUUCGAAUAUUAUGUAAUCUCUAGUUUUCUUUCUUUUCCAAAUCCGUUGUCCCUCCAAAUUGGAGAGGAAAGAAUGGGGGAGGGAUUUUACAUUACCAUAGCAAACUCUUCGUUUUUGUCAA
This is a messenger RNA of Salvia miltiorrhiza (redroot sage), 2604 nucleotides long. RefSeq names its product probable metal-nicotianamine transporter YSL7. Bases 91 to 2196 code for a protein of 701 amino acids. Gene Ontology annotation, molecular function: oligopeptide transmembrane transporter activity. Gene Ontology annotation, cellular component: membrane. The record is from RefSeq and is a predicted model, not a curated record. The transcript has 5 exons. Lineage: Eukaryota; Viridiplantae; Streptophyta; Magnoliopsida; Lamiales; Lamiaceae.